Messenger RNA from Papaver somniferum (opium poppy), 2565 nucleotides. Its product is annotated as dnaJ homolog subfamily C member 2-like. The record is from RefSeq and is a predicted model, not a curated record. The coding region runs from base 266 to 2257 and encodes 663 amino acids. The transcript has 2 exons. Gene Ontology annotation, cellular component: cytosol. Gene Ontology annotation, biological process: regulation of translational fidelity; 'de novo' cotranslational protein folding. Lineage: Eukaryota; Viridiplantae; Streptophyta; Magnoliopsida; Ranunculales; Papaveraceae. Gene Ontology annotation, molecular function: Hsp70 protein binding; ribosome binding.
UAUGAGAACCAAACCAAAACAGGAAUACAAAAGAGAAAAACCCUAACCUAUCUUUGCCUCCAUCCAUCUAUGUUUCAUCUCCAACAUUUUUUUUCUUCUCUUGAAACCCUGAAAUAAUUCUAUAUCCUUCAGAUCUUGCGUGGUUUUCCUUAUCUGAGUUUUUCCAUUGCAUAGUUGGAGUGAAACUGUCAAUUCGAGGCUGAAUUUUUAUUAAAGCUUUGUGGAGUUUGCUUUCCUUUAGUUGGUGAACUCUGCUACAAAUAUUAUGGUGACCCAACUGAAGCAUCGCUUUAUUUGUUACUCGAAGGAACUCGUUGAUGGACAACCAAUAUAUGUUUCAUCAAAUGCUCUUCCUGGUAAGUUAAAUCGUGAACCAGCAGGGCAUUCCUUCCACUCCGCAGCACUUCUACUCCUUGGUUUUGGCAACAAGGAAGAAGAAGAGGUACAGGAUGAUGAUCAAAAUGCGUCUGGCGACAAGGGUGAGUCGUACUUCGCAUCUUCAGAAUCGUAUAGCAGUAAAGGGAAAAAAAAAUCUGGUAGCGGAAAGGAUCAGCACGACCACUAUGCUUUGUUGGGUUUGGGGCAUCUGCGGUUUCUAGCUACUGAAGAACAAAUUAGAAAGAGUUACAGGGAGACUGCAUUGAAGCAUCACCCUGACAAACAAGCUUCCCUUCUUCUUGCGGAGGAAACUGAAGCUGCAAAGGAAGCAAAGAAAGAUGAUAUAGAAAAUCAUUUCAAAGCCAUCCAAGAAGCUUAUGAAAUCCUGAUGGAUCCUGUGAGAAGAAGGCUUUAUGACUCCACAGAUGAAUUUGAUGAUGAAGUCCCUACUGACUGUUCUCCGCAAGACUUCUUUAAGGUAUUUGGUCCAGCUUUUAUGCGGAAUGGUAGGUGGUCGGUUAUCCAACCAGUUCCAUCCUUGGGUGAAGACAAUAGUCCCCUGAAAGAAGUAGAUACUUUCUACGAUUUUUGGUACAGCUUUAAGAGCUGGAGGGAGUUUCCCCAUGCAGAUGAGUUUGAUCUUGAGCAAGCCGAGACUCGUGACCAUAAGAGAUGGAUGGAAAGGCAAAAUUCAAAACUUAGAGAGAAGGCGAGGAAGGAAGAACAUGCACGUGUUCGUUCUCUCAUAGAUAAUGCCUAUAAGAAGGAUCCAAGAAUUGCGAGAAGAAAAGAAGAGGAGAAAGCAGAGAAGCAAAGGAGAAAGGAAGCCAAAUACUUGGCAAAGAAGUUGCAGGAGGAAGAAGCAGCUAAGGCUGCUGAAGAGGAGAGGCUCCGGAAAGAGGAAGAGGAUAAACAAGCCGCAAAAGAUGCUUUGAACCAGAAGAAGAUAAAGGAGAAAGAAAAGAAGCUAUUGCGUAAAGAGCGUGCUCGUUUGCGUACAGUAUCAGCAUUGGUUGUUUCAGAACAGUCAUCUGGUGUCACUGAAGAUGAUGUUGAGAGUCUGUGCAUGUCAUUUGAUAUUGAUCGACUAAGGAGGCUUUGCAGUGAUCUUGAACAAAAAUCAGGAGGAGGUGAUCGUAACCGAGUUCUUAAAGAAGCCCUAGGGAGGAGUAAUGAUGACUGCAAUGAUAUGAAGAAUGAUGGGAAGAAGAACCAGAUGCCAAAUGGUUCUCACGAGGUCAAUGUAAGUGGUCCAAGUGUGCAGGCUAAGGUGGAGAAUCCAUUACAAAGCUAUGAGAAGAAAGAGAAACCUUGGAGCAAAGAAGAGAUUGAACUCUUAAGAAAAGGAAUUCAGAAAUACCAAAAAGGAACUUCUCGGAGGUGGGAAGUUAUUUCAGAGUAUAUUGGUACAGGAAGAUCCGUAGAAGAGAUUCUCAAGGCGACCAAGACAGUACUUCUCCAGAAGCCUGACUCUGCAAAAGCUUUUGAUUCUUUCCUUGAGAAGAGAAAACCUGCGCCAUCUAUUGCAUCCCCACUAAGUACCAGACAGGAAACUGAUGGGAUAGUGAGUAAUCCUAGUAAUGGGCCAGAAGCUAAUGGCACUAAAAUUGUCAGUCCUGAAAAGUCUUCAGGCAGUAGUAACGGAGGUCAGCAAAGUGCUGACGCUGCAGUCAUUUCAAGUGGGGUCUCUUUGGCUGUGGACCCUGAUGCUUGGUCUGCUGUUCAAGAAAGGGCUUUGGUUCAGGCUCUAAAAAUAUUUCCUAAAGAAACCAAUCAGCGCUGGGAACGCGUCUCAGCGGCAGUUCCAGGGAAGUCUGUUCUUCAGUGCAAAAAGAAAUUUGCAAUGAUGAAAGAGAAUUUCCGAAACAAAAAAAGCUAAUUUGGGUUGUCUAAUUGGCGUGAUUUGGUGUGAAAGCUAAGUGAAGCUUUUCUAGAAGUUUUGGCGUGGUCAUAAUCUCCCUAAUAUGGCAUCAUCACACCUCUUGUUGUUCUCAAAUUUUGGAUCUCCCAUCUCGUAUCUAUCCUCCCCCUAUGCACUAUUUGGGUACUACCUAUAUAAUAUUUUUGUCUGAGUGGAUUACAGUCUUUCUUUAGAGAAGGAAAGCUGAUCAAAUUAAUGUUGAACAAAGAGGCUGAGCUUUCUCUGAGUUAUAAUUAUAUUGAGAUUGAAAAAUAAUUGGGCAGCUU